GGGAUCAAACAAACCUGACGAGCCGUAAUAUAAUAUAGAAUGAAUGUGUUGCACGCUCUGCUAUUGAAAGAAAUGUGUGUGUUUGCUUUUUGAAGCGUGUUUGUAACUAACAUUGACGAACAGAACCAAAAGGAGGACCAGUCGUCAGGUAGCGUUGCAGGGACGCGGCGAGCUCCGGGAUAAAUGGGGCUGUUCGACAAGCUCGCGGGAUGGCUGGGGCUGAAGAAGAAGGAGGUGAACGUGCUGUGCCUGGGGCUCGACAACAGCGGGAAGACCACCAUCAUCAACCAGCUCAAGCCGUCUAACGCUCAAGCGCAAGACAUAGUCCCCACCAUUGGCUUCAGCAUAGAGAAGUUUAAAACCUCCAGCCUGUCCUUCACAGUGUUCGACAUGUCAGGACAAGGCAGAUACCGGAACCUCUGGGAGCAUUAUUACAAGGAGGGCCAAGCCAUUAUAUUUGUCAUAGACAGUUCAGAUAAGUUGAGGAUGGUGGUUGCCAAGGAGGAGCUGGACACUCUACUCAGUCACCCAGAUAUCAAGCACCGGCGCAUCCCCAUCCUGUUCUUUGCCAAUAAGAUGGACCUGAAGGAGGCGCUCUCCUCAGUGAAGGUGUCGCAGCUGCUCUGCCUGGAGAACAUCAAGGACAAGCCCUGGCACAUCUGUGCCAGCAAUGCCAUCAAGGGGGAAGGCCUUCAGGAGGGCGUCGACUGGCUGCAAGAUCAGAUCAGAACGAUGAGAACGUGAGACAGUAGAGGCGAGGGAAACUCCACAUCACUACGGCAACCCCAGCUCCAUUCCCACAUCGCUAGGCAACCUCCUGCUCCAGAUGUCUGUGAUCAUGUGACCUCUGACCUCUGGCCCUGGGGGUUGGGAAACGGGAGCUGCAUCAGCUAACCCCCCUAACCACACACACACACACACACACACACACACACACACACACACACACACACACACACACACACUCUCUCAUCCCACAGCGUAGUCUAGUUUAGUCUCGUCUAAUCUAGCCCAAAGGCCUGAGCAGUUGAUUCACUUCCAGUGGGCUGAUACUCCACUCGCAGUGCAUCACCCGGCAACCAUCACACUGUGUGUGUGCUUUUUAGUGGUAGAGCUGCAGAGCUGCUAGUGGCCUGCAGUACCAGCAACGUGCUCCAGGGGGUGCUCCUGUCUCUCACACGAGCUCUGUCCCCAGUUUAACUAAAGUCAUUCUGAUAUCCAUAUGGAGAUAGACUCAUAGCUUCUAUUACGUUUUUGUAUUUAUUUUUUAAAGUCGAUGUUAUUUAUUGCAACUGGUCUUCAUGUCCUGUGAGUAGGUUUGCUGUCAUUCGGCUGGCCUCACUCCACAGACACACACACACACACACACACACACACGCAGACAACACACAGACAACACACACGCACUCAGACAUACACAGACACACAAACACAAAUGUACACAUUCACUCACACACACACACACACACACACACACACACUCACAUUUGCACAGCUGCACACUAACACUCAUCUGUAUCUGAAAUGCAUUUCUGUCUUUUUCAUACAUUCCUUCAGACCAGAGAUUUGUCCACACUAACAGGAAAUAAAUAAUGGUUGAUUCA
Molecule: messenger RNA, 1604 nt
Organism: Sardina pilchardus (European sardine)
Lineage: Eukaryota; Metazoa; Chordata; Actinopteri; Clupeiformes; Clupeidae
Gene: arl6
Product: ADP-ribosylation factor-like 6
Exons: 8
Coding region: 184-744 (186 amino acids)
Biological process (GO): vesicle-mediated transport; cilium assembly; protein localization to cilium
Cellular component (GO): axoneme; cytoplasm
Molecular function (GO): GTPase activity; GTP binding
Source: RefSeq, a predicted model, not a curated record